AUGUCCCACGUCGAGACUAAUCUCUUCAUACCUCCCGGCGCCCUGCUCUUUGGCAGCCAGCCGCCCCAGUCGCAUUCCUCGCCUGCCUUCCUGCUUUCGGGCCAAAUGCCGUCCUCCCCACAGCAGCAGCAGCAGCAGCAGCAGCAGCAAACCGGCGACAUGCACCUCGCCGGUGGUGAUGCGCUCACAUGCAUGGGCACCGGUGGUGCCCCCCCGGUGGCGGGCGCCACCGCGGCAGUGCCCCCCGGCUCGCCCUCCUUCGCUCCGCUGAAUGGGGCUGCCGGCGGCGGGGCCGACGGCACGCCCACGGUCGGGGCGCUCAACUCCCCGAAUGGCCUGGCCCCGGGGGCAUCGCCCUCCCCCUCGCCGAUCCCCCCGACGGCGGUGCUGCCGCUGUCCUCGCGCGGUGGCGGCGCCCCGCGCAUGGGCCGGCGCAGCAGCGUCGGCACCCUGCCCUCCAACUAUCCGCGCAUGAUCCGCCGCGGCAGCACCGGGCUCAACUUCGGCGAGUCGACCCCCGGCCCGGGCGGGGCCCUGCUCAACUUGUCGGCCAUCUACAGUGGCACGGCCAGUGGCAGCUCCUCGCCGAUGCUGGUCGGGUCGAGCUCCGGGCCGCUGCCGGCCUUCGAUGAGCUGGCCGAGGCCGGGCCCCAUCACGGCCACCAUGGCGGCGCAUCGUCUUCCUCCUCCUCCUCCUCCUCCUCCUCUUCCGGCGGCUCGACCAAUGGGUCCCAGCACCAUGGUCACCAUGCGGCGGCCAUGAUGGAUGCCGACCCGCCGGUGGGCGGGUCGCCCAUCCUGUCGGCUGACGCGGCCACCGCCGCUGCCGCGGCCGCGGCCGCCGCCGCCGCCGGCCUCAUGGCCGGAGCCCCGCCCAGCUCGCCCGGGCUGUCGCUGUCGCCGCUGUCGCACCUGUCCCUGGGGUCCGGGGGCAUUGCCGGGGCGGGCACCGGCCCCGGGUCCUCAUCCAGCUCGCCGGUCCUUGGGGCCAGUGCGGGCAUCGUGGCCGGCGGCGCUUCCGGCGGCGGGCACCUGCCCAUGUCCUCGGCAGCCCUGCAGCAGCAGCAGCAGCAGCAGCAGCAGCAGCAGGCCGCCGCCCUCGGGGGUGGCAUGGCCGGCGGCCCGGGCAUCGCGUCGACCCCCGUGGUGGUGGGGGGCCCCCCUUCGUCGGACCCCGCCUCGCCGGGGUCCUCGGGCAUGGGGUCGCCCAUGCUCCCCCCGGGGCAGGGGCUUUUCCAGUCUUCGCAGGGCGGCGGCCCCUCCGGGCAUGGCAGCCCGGAGGCCGUCGGUGGCGGGUCCAAUGUCAACGGCGGCGGCGGCGGCGGGGCCCUGACCACGCACAUCGGGCCCAGCAGCAGCUCGCUCGCCGCGCACCAGGCCCAGGCCAUGCUGCAGCAGCACCUCCACCAGCAGGCCCAGCAGGCUGCCCACCACCAUGGCCUGCACCACUCGCUGCAUCACCACCACGCGGCGGCUGCCGCCGCGCACAUGCACUCGCAGCAGCAGCAGCAGCAGCAGCAGCAGCAGCAGCAGCAGCAGCAGCAGCAGCAGCAGCAGCAAAACCCGACUCAGUACCAUUCGCAGCUGCUGAGCGUCAACAACAUCCAGAGCCAGGUCCUGUUCGGGUCGCUGUCCUCCGCCGGGCCCAUCCUCAGCAGCGCCUCGCCGCACUCGUCCUUCUCCUCGCCGAACCCGAGCCCGGCUGACGCCUUCCCCCGGCCCAGCAACCGCAUGAACCAGCCCGGCGGCUCGGUCCGGCGCAACAGCUCCCCGGCCAUCCGGCCCAUCUCCGGGCACCCGCUGUCCGGUGGCGCGUCGUCCAGCUCGCCGUCCGGGCCGUUUGCCGGCAUGUCCAACGGUCCGGGCACCCUGCUGCGGUCGCCCUCGCCCGGGUCCGGGUCGGCCUCCGGGUCGGGGUCCGGGUCGGACACCGGCCGGCGGGGGUCCCUCGGCACCGGGCGUGCCGGGUCCUCGCGAGCCGGGCUGGCGGCGGUGGCCGCGGCCGCGGCCCAGUCCGGCCCCGGCAGCGGCACGUCCUCCCGCGGGGAGCAGUGCCUGUGGGACGGGUGCAAGCUCUACUUCGAGGAUCAGAUUGAGUUCUUCAUUCACCUGAAGUCCGACCACCAUGUGUUCAUCCGGCCGACCUCCAUCCGGGCCUCCUCGCUGACGGACCCGGCCGGGUACGGCGGUGGGGCCGGGUCGGCCGAGGCCGCGGCCGGGUCGCUCGGCAGCCUGAACAUGGUGUUCGCCGGGCAGCUGGGGCCCGGGGCCACCGGCGGCCUGCUGGGCCCGGGGCCGGGCCUGGUGGCCGGGCCCGGGGGCGCCAUGCCCGGCGAUCCCGGCCACUCGGCGGCCGCCGGCAAGAACACCUGCAAGUGGCGCGGCUGCAACAAGGAGGGCCGGCACUUCCGCAAGUACUACGACUAUACGUCGCACAUUGCCACGCACUACCGGGUGCCGCGGUUCUUCUGCUCCCUGUGCGACCAGCUGAUCAUCCGCCGGGGGCAGGUCAUCCAGCAGCACUUCUCGCGCACCCAUCCGGAGCUCAAGCAGGGGACCGGGCCCUCGCCGUCCGGGGCCGUGGCCUCCACCCCGGCCACUCCCUCCUCGCCGACCAUGCCGGAUGUGGGCACCGGGUCGGGCGCCUUCGCCGGCGGCGAGGGCGACCGGCCGGGGCAGCAGCCCGGCGACGGGGGCCUGUCGAACCCGGCCUCGCCGAGUGGCGGGCUGCCGCCGAAUGCGUCGGCCGCGGCGGCCGCCGCGGCGGCGGCCGCCGCCGCCGCCGCCCUCGACGCGUCCAUCCAGUCCUCGGUCUGGAAUCAGUAUGUCAUCGAUCUGGCCAACCUGUCGGAUGACCAGGUCCGCGGGCUGUACCGCCGGUCGCAGGAGGCCCAGGCGCUGAAGAACAUCAUGGAGACCGGGGCCCCGGGGGCCGGGAUGCUGACCGGCCGGCCGGGGGCCGCGGUGGCUGCGGCUGCGGCUGCGGCGGCGGCCGCCGCCGCCGCGGCCGCCAUCGGCAACGAGAUGCCUAUGAAUGCCCUGCCGAAGAUGCCCGUCUCGCCGAUGCCCUGCAUGUCCUACGACGAUGCGGACACCGAGAGCCUGGCCAGCGCCAACAGCAGCCGGAGCAGUGGCUUCUACUCGACGGCUUCCUCCUGCGGCUUCGAGGAUGGGCUCUUCACCGGCGAGUCGGACAACGACGAGUUCGAGUCCCUGCCGAACAUCUACAAGGGCGCCGGGGCCGGGGCGGCCAACCGCCGGAGCAGCCUGGCGGCCACCACGGCCGGCAUGGACCCGACCGGGCAGCUGGGGCUCCUCCGCCGGCGGGGCAGCGCCCCGGCCAUGAGCCUGUCCUCGAUGCCGCUGAUCCGCGACAUCGGCCUGCCCUUUCACCUGGGCCAGCGGCAGUCCAGCUCAUCCAGCCUGAGCAGCGAGCUCGGCGACAGCACCGAGCUUCUGGUGACGCCGCUGGGGGCGGCCACCGGGGCCACCGCGCCCGGGGCCCACUCGCCGCAGCUGCUCUUCCAGCAGGCCGGCCCCGGGGGGGUCGGCGCCGGCGGCGGCGGCGCCGCCGCCGGUAACGGCUACUUCAGCGUGGCCACCAAUGGCCAGCAGCAUGGGUAUGCCGCGGCUCCCGGCGGCGGUGGGGCCCCAGCGCCCAACCCGCUGCUCAUGUUCCAGCAGCAGCAGCAGCAGCAGCAGCAGCAACUCCACCACUCGCAGCAGCAGCAGCAGCAACAACAGCAGCAGCUCCACCACGCUGGCAUGGUGCCCGGCCAUGGGGCCAUCGGAGCCGGCACGCACCCCAAUGGCCUGGCCCUGCUGGGCGCUGGCGGCGCCGGCAUGCCGCUGCACAUGCUAGGCGGCUCGCUGCAGGCGCACCACCAAGCCUCCGGCCAGCAGCAGCAGCAGCAGCAGCAGCAGCAGCAGCAGCAGUCCCCGCAUGCGGCCCACUUCGGCGGGUCGAUGCAUCUGCUCAAUGCCCCGGGCUUUGGCCCGUCGGCCGGGUCCCUGCAGCAGCACCAGCAGCAAGUUCACCAGCAGCUCCAUUCGCCGCAGCUGGCCUCCUCCUCCGGGACCCUGCAGGCAUCACACGGCGGCCCUGGCGGUGUCCAUUUGACCGGCACCGGCGGCAUGGUGGGCUACCAUCAUGGUGGCGCCGGCGGUCUUGUCGGUGCCAACAUCCAGGGGGGCAGUCCCACCAUGUCGGCCACUGGGAGCCUCCUGGUUCCGUACCAGCAGGCCCAGCAGCAGCAGCAGCAGCAGCAGAGCCCCGUGCUCGGCGCGGUCCCCAAUGGCAACGGCCUGCACCCGCAGCAUCAUCACCACCUGCAGCAGCAGCAGCAGCAGCUCCAACUCCAGCUCCAGCAGCAGCAGCAGCAACAGCAGCAGCAGCAGCAGCAACAGCAACAACAACAGCAGCUCCAGGCCCAGCUUCAGCACCUGAAGAUCGACCAGUAUUCCUCGGCCAGCGAUGGCGGCGCCUCGGACUCCGGGCUGUUCGGCGGUGCGGCCCAGAUGCACGGCGCCGGAGCCGGGCUCCUGGGUGGGUCCCCCUUCCCGGCGGUGCCGAACUCGGUGUCUGUGGCACCGGUCUCGGAGGGCGUGUAA
Molecule: messenger RNA, 4611 nt
Organism: Fonticula alba
Lineage: Eukaryota; Rotosphaerida; Fonticulaceae
Exons: 2
Coding region: 1-4611 (1536 amino acids)
Source: RefSeq, a predicted model, not a curated record